AUGGUGCUCGGACGCCUCACCCACUACGCCUUUGACGCCGUCCUGAUCUCCGCCUUUCUCGCGGGGAUCAAGAGAAGCACCGGUCUCACACCAACCAGUGUCAAGGCCUCCUCGCUCGGCGAAAGCAAAGAGCUCCAAACCUGGGUCGACCGUUAUCUCGGCGUGGGCGAAUGGGUGAUGGACCAGAGCGUGGCCCUCAUGGGCAGCAGUAGUUGGUUCGAGCGGAGGCGAUGA
Fonsecaea pedrosoi CBS 271.37 is the source of this 234-nucleotide messenger RNA. RefSeq lists its product as uncharacterized. The transcript is spliced from 3 exons. Gene Ontology annotation, cellular component: cytoplasm. The record is from RefSeq and is a predicted model, not a curated record. Lineage: Eukaryota; Fungi; Ascomycota; Eurotiomycetes; Chaetothyriales; Herpotrichiellaceae. The coding region runs from base 1 to 234 and encodes 77 amino acids.